GGAUCAGACUGUGUUUACAAAGAGGCGCUUUUUGCACGAGGAGUUUUUAUACAUAUGGGGGGGUUUGCGUGGAAAAGUUGCACUUUUAGGGAACAUUUACGCACUGGAUCCACGUGGAGCAGCGCUGCAGCUCCACAUCUGCAGCUCCAAAUAACUACCGCAACUUUUUGACGCUUUUUUUUUUGGUAACUUUCUUUUGCAGCAUGUCAGUCAGGUGGUUCAUUUAGAUUUUUUUUCAGACUCUCUUUGAGGGGUUGUGUGUUUGAGGUACCGGUGUAAUAAUGCACGCGGGCCAGCUGCCAACUGUCUGGGUCAGAGUGGCCAAGAAUGCAGAUGGAUCGGUCCAGACAAGCUUCCAAUAUAGAGCUUCCUGUUUUGGGGUCACACCUGAGAGCGACUGUGUUUCUGAUGGAUUACGGUGUUUUCUGCGAGCUGCUGACAUGAACCCAGAGGCCAGUGAGAUGCGGAGGCGCUCGCCAUCGGGAGGAAUCUGAGGACCCCUGGAUGAGCCAGCGAGCACCACGAGAGCAUUCAAGUGAAGGACACGAACCAUGGACUUGUUAUGGUGUGGCACCGGACCCAUCGCGUGCUCCUAACCCGUUUGUAGCGCCCUCUACCCUCCACCCCAUGUCACACCUCUCCGCCGAACUAUGGAAAUUUUGUGGAAGACGCUGACUUGGACACUGAGCCUGGUGGUGAUGGCUGCUUCUGAAUUUCAAAGACUUUCACACAACUCUCAAGAGGAGUUCCUGUCCUACCUGCAGCACUACCAGGUGACUGUCCCGGUGCGGGUGGACGAGAGCGGAGAGUUCCUGAGCUACACUGUGAAGCACCACCGGCCGGGCCGGCGGAGACGCGGGGCGGCGGACCCCGCCAUGGGGCAGCUGCCCGCUUUGGACCCGGACCCCCAGCCGCACACCCGGCUGUUCUACAGGCUGUCGGCCUACGGGAAGCACUUUCACCUAAACCUGACACUCAACCCCCACCUGGUGUCGAAACAUUUCACAGUGGAGUAUUGGGGACGGGAAGGCCUGGAGUGGCGGCACAACAUGGUAGAUAACUGUCACUAUGUUGGAUUCUUGCAAAAUCAGCACAGCACGACCAGAGUGGCGCUCAGCAACUGCAAGGGCCUGCAUGGUGUCAUAACAACAGAGGAGGAACAGUAUUUGAUAGAGCCAUUAAAGAACAUAUCCUCCAGUGAAUGGAACCUGGAAGAAGCACAGCAACAUGUUAUUUAUAAAAUGUCUGCCAUUCCCUCACCACAAGAGCAUAGCCAGGAGCUCAGCUGUGGCAUUUCAGACCUCAUCAAAAGCAGCGCACCUUGCCAGUUUAGCACACCUUCACCUGUCCGCUCGCCCACCGCGCCCCAAAACGACGGCGAGCAGUCGAACGGCACCCACAGACAGAGGCGCUCCAUCAGCUCCGAGCGCUUCGUGGAGACGCUCGUGGUGGCUGAUAAAAUGAUGGUCGGUUAUCACGGACGCAAAGACAUCGAGCACUACAUCUUGUCUGUGAUGAAUAUUGUUGCCAAACUUUACCGUGAUGCCAGUCUAGGAAAUGUUGUGAACAUUAUUGUGACCCGGUUGAUUGUUCUGACUGAAGAUCAGCCUAACCUGGAGAUCAACCACCAUGCUGAUAAGUCUCUGGACAGUUUUUGUAAGUGGCAGAAGUCCAUCCUAUCUCACCACAGCGACGGCAACAGCAUUCCUGAAAACGGGAUGGCCCACCAUGACAACGCUGUCCUAAUCACCCGGUAUGACAUCUGCACCUACAAGAACAAACCCUGCGGUACCUUAGGCUUGGCCUCGGUGGCUGGAAUGUGCGAGCCGGAGAGGAGUUGCAGCAUCAAUGAAGACAUCGGCCUCGGUUCUGCUUUCACCAUCGCACACGAGAUUGGCCACAAUUUCGGGAUGAACCACGAUGGGAUCGGGAAUUCCUGCGGCACCAAAGGCCACGAGACAGCCAAGCUGAUGGCUGCCCACAUAACAGCCAACACCAACCCUUUCUCCUGGUCCGCCUGCAGCAAAGACUACAUCACCAGCUUCCUCGACUCAGGUCGGGGGACGUGUCUGGACAAUGAACCUAUGAAACGAGACUUCCUGUACCCAACAGUGGCCCCGGGGCAGGUGUACGAUGCAGACGAGCAGUGUCGCUUCCAGUACGGAACCUCUUCACGCCAGUGCAAGUAUGGGGAAGUGUGUAGAGAGCUCUGGUGCCUUAGCAAAAGCAACCGCUGUGUAACCAACAGUAUCCCUGCAGCAGAGGGGACUCUGUGCCAGACUGGCAGCAUUGACAAAGGGUGGUGCUACCAGGGGGACUGCGUGGCGUUCGGUACCUGGCCUCAGAGCGUGGACGGAGGCUGGGGGCCCUGGUCGACGUGGGGGGAGUGCAGCAGGACCUGUGGGGGCGGUGUGUCCUCCUCCAUGAGGCACUGUGACAGCCCAGCCCCGUCUGGAGGAGGGAAGUACUGCCUCGGGGAGAGGAAACGUUACAGAUCUUGUAACACCGACGCCUGUCCUGUAGGAUCUCGUGAUUUCCGAGAGAAGCAGUGCGCCGACUUCGACAGCAUGCCUUUCCGUGGGAAGUACUACAACUGGAAGCCGUACACCGGUGGUGGUGUUAAGCCCUGCGCGCUGAACUGCCUGGCAGAGGGCUAUAACUUCUACACAGAGCGCUCUCCUGCCGUCAUAGAUGGCACCCGAUGUCAGGCCGACUCUCUGGACAUCUGCAUCAAUGGAGAGUGCAAGCAUGUGGGCUGUGACAACAUCCUGAGCUCCGAUGCUAAAGAAGACCGAUGCCGUGUGUGUGGAGGUGACGGCAGCACCUGCGAGGCGACAGAAGGACUCUUCAACGAGUCUCUACCCAGAGGAGGCUACAUGGAGGUGGUUCAGAUCCCAAAAGGAUCCGUUCACAUCGAGAUCAAAGAAGUUGCCAUGUCGAAGAAUUACAUCGCGCUGAAAUCUGAAGUGGAUGAUUAUUACAUCAACGGAGCGUGGACCAUCGACUGGCCCAGGAAGUUUGACAUCGCAGGGACGGCUUUCCACUACAAGAGACCCUCCGAUGAGCCGGAGUCUUUAGAGGCGCUGGGAGCUACCACUGAAACCCUGAUUGUCAUGGUCCUCCUUCAGGAGCAGAACCUGGGAAUACGCUACAAGUUCAACGUGCCCAUCCAGCGCACGGGGAGCGGUGACAACGAGGUGGGCUUCUCCUGGCACCACCUGCCCUGGUCUGAAUGCUCAGCUACAUGCGCUGGAGGCUCCCAGAAGCAGGAGGUGGUGUGUAGGAGGCUGGAUGACAACUCGGUGGUCCAGAACAACUACUGUGACCCAGACAGCAAACCUCCAGAGAACCCGAGAGACUGCAACACAGAGCCGUGUCCUCCAGAAUGGUUCAUUGGCGACUGGUCAGAGUGUGGGAAGACGUGUGACGGCGGGAUGAGGACCAGGACCGUCCUGUGCAUCAGGAAGAUCGGCCCCGCUGAGGAGGAGACGCUGGAGGACACCCACUGUCUGACCCACCGACCCAUCGAACGGGAGUCCUGCAACAACCAGUCCUGCCCGCCAAAGUGGGUCACUCUGGAUUGGUCGGAGUGCACACCUAAAUGUGGGCCCGGCUUCAAGCACCGCAUCGCCUUGUGCAAGAGCAGCGACCUCGCCAAGACCUUCCCGCCCGCCCACUGCCCGAGCCACAACAAGCCUCCGGUCCGAAUCCGCUGCAGCUUAGGACGCUGUCCACCUCCUCGCUGGAUCCCUGGUGAAUGGGGACAGUGUUCGGCCCAGUGCGGCCUCGGCCAGCAGAUGAGGACGGUGCAGUGUCUGUCGUACACUGGGCAGCCGUCUAACGACUGCGCCGAGUCCCUCCGACCCACCACCAUGCAGCAGUGUGAGAGCAAGUGCGACGCCACCCCCAUCGCAAAUGGCGACGAGUGCAAAGAUGUCAACAAAGUGGCCUACUGCCCGCUGGUGCUGAAGUUCAAGUUCUGCAGCCGUGCUUACUUCAGGCAGAUGUGCUGCAAGACCUGCCAGGGACACUGACACCUCUGAGAGUGAAGCAGAGACAACGGCUAGAAAGAAGAUGGAGGGAGGCUGAUGUAGCGCUGCAAAGGGAGAGAGGAAGAGAAACAGGGCAGACUGAGAAAGAAAACCCCGAAACCUCCGGACACGUGGAAGGCAGAGUAAGGGUUCCCCUGUUUAUCACACCUGGUCCUCCGGCCCUCCGUCGUGGUGGAGUCUCAAACCACUGCUCAGCCCCCGACGCUGACACAAACUGAUUUUGUCACUUCUGUGAAGUGGAACUUUGGAAGAUUAUUCGUUGGUGUUAUUUUUAUUAUAAUAAUAAUUAUCGAUAUCAUUGUUAGUCUUCCUUCGUGUUUGUUGUUUUUAAUUAAUCCAAAGUGCUGGACACGUCGCUCGCAGAGGAUGCUACCCCCAGAGACGGAUGGAGGGGAGGACUCCUCGCUAGAAGAUGGAGGGGGGGUGGUGGGAGUCGGAAGUGUCGGGCUCCCGUCUCUGGGACGACUGUGAUGGUGCUAUCGGCAGGCAGACCUUUGGCUUCGGUGCACUUUUUCCGUGUCAAUACUUUUUGCCAAUUUUACCGCUCAGAUCCGGUGUACUGUAUAUUUAUUGUACAAUUCCAAACAGAGCCGAGAUAUCGUCAGAUAGUAGCCGACUGUCACGGAAGGGAAUGUAACGUGAUGGAAUUCAUAUUCAACGUCUCUGUGCUGGAAUGAAAGUAUUACACACCGUAACAUACGUUAAACCCUUAUAUACUGUAAGGAUCUGUAUAUUAUAUAUGAUGUUAAUCCAGGACCAGAAACUACGGCGAGGUUAUAGGAGGAUGUUUGAAUCACCUUUUCUUUCCCCAGACGGGUGCCUUAGUUCCUAACACUUGCAUAAAGUUCACCCCAGUGUCAGUGAUCAUGAAGACGUUGUCAGACGGUGCCACAUGAAACACUAUCACCCAACUGGCCUUUACCAAACAUCCCACUGAGGAGCUCUCAGUUCACUUUUGAAGGAUUCAUCUUGAAGGAGCAUAUUCUACGAAGCGGUUUGUUCAGUGGAGUCACUAUUUCUUUAUCUUUCAGGCUGGAUGAUUAUUUAAACAGAAGUUGUCAUAUUUUUGUAUUUAAGAAGCAAGCAGAGACCCUCAUUGUUUCAGCGCUGAUGAGGAAUAGUUUACAUUCGAGAGUUUGACGAGAAGACCCCUCUCACGUCUGUACUGUCAAUAUGAAGCUUUAGCCAGCGGGCUUAGCUUAGCAUAAAGACUGGAAACAGGUGGAAACAGCUAGCGUUGCUUUGUCCAAGCGUAAAAAACAUCAACCUACCAGCACCUCUAAAACUCUCAGCUUCUUUCUAAUGUCUUUUAAUACGUCCAAAAGCAUGAGAAGUUGAAGACGAAAUCACAAAUUGUGGCAUUCGCUGCUGAUUCUGACUGUCUUCAGUUCAGCAGGAGGUUUUACGCUUUUGUUUUUUUUGGUCAGGAUUGAAAAACCAACAUAUGGAUUUUAAAGUGGCUAGGUGUUCCCCCUUGUUUCCAGUGUUUAUGCUAAGCUAAGCUAACUGUCUCCUGAGUGUGGUUUUAUUUUUGGUCAACAAACAUGAGAGUUAUGUCAAACUUAUCGUCUAAAUCUCAGCAAGAACAUUAAUAUGCAUGUUUCCCAAAAUGUCUUAACUAUUCCUUUGAGUAAGGGGCCAGUGCUAAAUAUACACACACAUUAUGAAUAUGUUGCCAGACCACGUUUUCAGUUAAAGUUACCCCCUCGUCCUCUCAUCAUCCUUCAGUAACAAAGACUCAACUCAAUGGUGCUUUUCCCCUCUUGUAUUUUGCUUUGUUCUUUCCAUGGUGUAUUGUGUUUACCUCUUCUUUUCCUCCCGCUCGGCUCCGAGGGUUACGGCCUUCCCAGGCUUCUGGUGCUAUCAAGUGGGUGCUUCCAUUCAACCCUCCAGUGUGCUUAAAAGUGAGGCUGGAUCCAAACAAUAUGAAAUAAUAUCCUUGUCAAUAUCUGUGUUGGUAAAUGCUGGUCAUGUUAUUGUUUUUGUUUGUAUCGGUUUAUACCUCACACUGGGAAUUUCCAUUGUUAACCGUGUUUUGUGUGGACACUCGCCCGGUUGUAGCCGACCGACCCAGGUGACAGUUCCUGCUGGUGUCGUGGGGUUGUGAAAGGGAACGUCUCCAUCACACACACACUCGUUAUGGAGCUACAGAAGGACUCUGAGAAAACCCUGAAAGACAAUUAAGGAGUGUGCAAGAAUCUCAUCGAAGCUGUUAACAACUCAUUUCUAAUUUUGCUGCUGCUACUUUUUUUUUGUAGCCACCUUCAGUAUGACGAUGUCGAGCAGAUUUUAAUCGGUUACCAAACCUCGAGUGAGGCCGGUGGGAAGGGACGGUGGAUGCUGAGAAGCGUUUGAAAUCAAUUCAAACUGCUUGGACUAACUCAUCUACUGGCUGCGGGAUACGAAGCCUCCAGAUAUCAAAAAGAGAAGUGAAAUCACUCAAACUGGUACUCAUUGCUGUGAACUUGGAUGUUUGAAUGUCACAUUGCUUAUACCUGUACCUAAAGUGCAAGAUAAAUGAAAAGCAUCAUGUGAUUAGUUGCGUAUAUUUUAUAUUCAGUAUUAAUGUUGGUACACUGUUACUAAUUUUUUUUUUUUUUUCAAAUGUAAAUUAUAUGCUAAUUUAUUGCGUUGUCUCACUUGUACAUUUAUUUCACUGCAUGCAAACUGAACUUUAGCAUAGUGAACAAAAAAUGCAGUGAUGCAGCCCCUUCA
Anarrhichthys ocellatus (wolf-eel) is the source of this 6767-nucleotide messenger RNA. It is a transcript of the gene adamts6, whose product is annotated as ADAM metallopeptidase with thrombospondin type 1 motif, 6. Gene Ontology annotation, cellular component: extracellular matrix. Bases 651 to 4034 code for a protein of 1127 amino acids. The transcript has 25 exons. Gene Ontology annotation, molecular function: metalloendopeptidase activity. Gene Ontology annotation, biological process: extracellular matrix organization; proteolysis. NCBI's taxonomy places the organism in Eukaryota, Metazoa, Chordata, Actinopteri, Perciformes, Anarhichadidae. The record is from RefSeq and is a predicted model, not a curated record.